Diuraphis noxia (Russian wheat aphid) is the source of this 554-nucleotide messenger RNA. Its product is annotated as endocuticle structural glycoprotein SgAbd-4-like. NCBI's taxonomy places the organism in Eukaryota, Metazoa, Arthropoda, Insecta, Hemiptera, Aphididae. The record is from RefSeq and is a predicted model, not a curated record. Gene Ontology annotation, cellular component: chitin-based extracellular matrix. Gene Ontology annotation, molecular function: structural constituent of chitin-based larval cuticle.
UGCAGCUUCCAAACCGAUAACGGAAUCAGACAAGAAGAAAUCAGAUACUUGAAGGCUGGCCCAGAAGGACCCGUAUCGGUGGCCCAGGGAGCAAUAWCGUAUGUAGCCCCAGACGGUCAGACCAUCCAAACCGGUUACAUCGCUGACGAGAACGGUUACCAACCGUACGGUUCUCAUUUGCCCACUCCACCACCAAUCCCAGAAGCAAUCCAAGAGUCACUCAGACUCCUCGCCACUCUGCCCAGCACACCCGAACCAAAAUACCAGUAAGACGGUGACCAUCCCGGCCCAGUUUAUCAUCUAUCUCAUACUUACCUAAUAUACACCUAUUCCUCGAAAUGAUUAUCGACCACACGGUUAAAGCAUAAACAUUAUAAUAAUGUCUAUGGUUUAAAACGUGGUAUCCAAAAGCCAUUUUUUAUUAUGUUAAUAUUCUUCUAUCGCUCUCGUCCGUUUAUCUUAAUGUAUACAUAAUUAUAAUAUGUUACCAUGAUCUCGUCAUUGCGGUUUGUUGUCGAUGGCGAUGACAUUAUAUAUUAUAUAAUUUAACUAUA